Molecule: messenger RNA, 2703 nt
Organism: Pogonomyrmex barbatus (red harvester ant)
Lineage: Eukaryota; Metazoa; Arthropoda; Insecta; Hymenoptera; Formicidae
Gene: Ythdc1
Product: YTH domain containing 1
Biological process (GO): mRNA splicing, via spliceosome; regulation of alternative mRNA splicing, via spliceosome
Cellular component (GO): nucleoplasm
Molecular function (GO): N6-methyladenosine-containing RNA reader activity; mRNA binding
Source: RefSeq, a predicted model, not a curated record
UAGUUCAUGUCACAUAUAUUAUAAGUUUUAGAUACUGGCGGUGAAUAUCGGAACGCAGCCAUAAAGAGUAGAUUUAUUGAUCGGUGGACCACGUCACACGAUGGACAUCAAUGAGCGCUGUAGCUCGUGAACGAAUUUAUUCGCGAGCGAAUUGUUUUGUCAUUGUUUCGUCAAAUCCUUUUUAUAUUGCUCUUACGAAAGUCUUGUUAUAAAAUUGGAAACGUGCGUGCCGUGUUGUGCGUGAAGUUGCAUUGGAUAAUCCCCGAGCGUGCUUUGGUGUGAACAGUGUUAGUGAAGGGACAAAGGGUGUCACGUAAGUGUGCGCCGAGCCCUCGGGAGGAUUUGUCAUAUAGGAAAGAAAAAAGCAAAACGGAAACAAAAAAAUGUUGUAAGGACUUCGAAAAAAAAAAAAAAAUGAAAAAGAGCACUGUAAACAAUGAUGAAAAUUUCGUAUUUAGUGGCCUACUACUUUGCGAUGAACUUUUCUAGAUAACUAAAAAAAAACCGCAAAAAAAGGGAAAAAGCGCAGUAAACAAGGUUUCUCGACAGACUGUUAUCGUGUUUGCGAGGAAAAAUAAAAUGAUUAUGUUAUAAGAAAAAAAUCUGUUGUUAAAUAACCUCUUGCAGGAGUGCAUAAAGGAUAAAUAAUUAGGACGAGGCAAUCCAAAAAAAAGUUUCCUCGUGUUUUUAAGGACUAUGUAGAACAACUCUUUUUGCGAGCUUGCUAUGUGUUACCAUUGUUGUUUAAUCUCGAGAACUGUUCGGUAUAAAGCAUAGUUUAUAUAUAUUCCAUCCAGACCUCCGACUGAGUUUUAGUCGAAUUGCCAUGUGUCCCUAUCAAUUUGUGUUAGGCUUAAGAGAGCUGGAUGUCAUUAUGACGCGCAUAGGCGGUUUAAGCAAAAGUUUUCAGGACAGUGUGGACUUUUCGCUUGAUUCGGAACCCCUGAACUAUCCUUGCUGUACACUAUAUAGUCUUUUGCUACUACAUUAUUAUCGUAAGAUGUACGAGAAACGUUACGAUACGUCGUUCCUCUUGCCAAAGUGUCCCUGCGCAACUCGUGAUGCAAUAAUAAAUUCUCUUUCGUCUAUACGUUGCAGAACAUCUGAUCCAGAGACGGUGAGAGAUAGUCCAGGUUAGCUAUGGGUAGCAAUAUGGAUGGUGACAAUCUUAAUCUCAGCUGUGGCGAAAAUGACAAUGGCGAUGAGCUAAGGAUUGCUGCAGAUGAAACAUAUGACACACGUAGUGAAGUUUCUUCUAGCAGCUCCAAUUCUGACUCCAGUCAUCCUACCAUUAGUUCAGUCUCCAGCAAGUCCUCACGUGGUGAUAAUAAGCGCAGCAGACGGAACAGAAGCAAGAGAGGCAGAUCCAGGGAUUCUAAAUCAUCUAGUCCUGAAUCAAAGCGGGCAAGAUCUAAGGAAAGCAAGGGCACUACCAAGAGUUAUGACUACGCCACCAAGUUGAAUUACUUGUUUAGAGAUGCAAGAUUUUUCAUCAUCAAGUCCAACAAUGCAGAGAAUGUGACAUUGUCCAAAGCUAAAGGAGUAUGGAGUACGCUGCCACAAAACGAAGCAAAUCUGAAUCAAGCAUAUAGAGAAUCGCGAAAUGUGUUGCUAAUAUUCUCUGUGAAAGAAUCAGGAAAGUUUGCCGGUUUUGCAAGACUUAGUACAGAAUCAAGAAGAGAUGCUGGUCCAGUUUCUUGGGUUUUGCCUCCUGGAUUGUCAGCAAAGGCUUUAGGUGGUGUAUUUAAGGUUGAUUGGAUCUGCAGGAAAGAAUUGCCUUUUACAGCUACAUUACAUUUAUAUAAUCCUUGGAAUGAUGGUAAACAAGUCAAGAUUGGUCGAGAUGGUCAAGAAAUCGAGCCCAGAGUCGCUGAAGAAUUAUGCAGAUUAUUUCCGGAAGAUGAAGGAAUCGAAAUGACACCUAUUUUGCGAAAAUCUAAAGAAGCAGGGAAACACGUUAUAAAAUCGUCACGUUAUCGUGACAAAAGACCCAUAGGCAGUUCUAGAUUCUUACGAAGAGGAGGACGAGGGCGCAAAUUAUUUUUGACUUCAAGAUCUCGUUUAGCAUCAUUAGCCAGAGGAUCUCAAGAUGUUACAGGAAAUCAUAGGAGUUCCAGGGAUCAUUCUUAUCGGGGUUAUGGAGCUGGAUUGGGUGUUGCCGCAGUUGCAGAAGCUUAUGUAGCAGAUUACAUGCGUACCAUGCAACAUCAAUUGCCUCCGUUACCGCCUUAUUGCCCACAUCCAUAUGAUACUUUGCCACCACCUCCUCCACCUCCAAGAUAUUAUGAUGGUCUACCACUGCCUCCGGAUUACAACGCGACAGCAUCAGCACUGGAAAAGCGCAGUUAUGAAAGAAGCGUCGACGAGUUCCUAUGGAGGACAGCUAGCCGUCAUAGUCGGCACAGCGAUCACCGCUCUUCUCGUGAUCAUCAUAGAUAUAGAGAUCGCAGAUAAAAAUCUUGAUUUUAGUUAUCUCUUUAUUAAUCUAUCGAUUUCCAAAUUUCUAUUUCAGUAACAAUAACGAGAAAUUGAUUAUAAUCAUUUUUAUUUAUUUGGAUUUACAAAAUAUUUCUGAAAGCUGAGGAAUUUGAAAUAUAAGAAGAAUAUAUAUAAUUUAAUAUAUAAUUAAAUAAUAUAAAUACGUGUGUAUUAAAUUUGUAUAUAAAUUGAGUAAAAAAUCUACCAGCUCCAUAAUCCCUAAAA